Messenger RNA from Liolophura sinensis, 3136 nucleotides. Its product is annotated as phosphatidylinositol-glycan-specific phospholipase D-like. Gene Ontology annotation, molecular function: GPI anchor phospholipase D activity. The record is from RefSeq and is a predicted model, not a curated record. The transcript is spliced from 24 exons. Bases 7 to 2670 code for a protein of 887 amino acids. Gene Ontology annotation, cellular component: extracellular matrix; extracellular region. Lineage: Eukaryota; Metazoa; Mollusca; Polyplacophora; Chitonida; Chitonidae.
GUCAAAAUGGCGGGCCUGUCAAGAUUUGUAUCGAUAUUAACACAACUUCUACUUUUUAUAAUACACAGCACAAAGUCUUGUGGUGUGACAACACACAUUGAAAUAGGUCAUAGAGCUUUACAGACCUUCCAUACAGGUAGUCCCAAGAUUCACACAAACUUUGAACAGCUCAUGAAAAAGCACCAAGAUGCUUUCCAGGCCGGAAAUACAUAUCCAGAUGCCUAUUAUUCCAAUGCAUGUUUUAAGGGCAAGUACCACAGUAUCUCAGAAGACACACAUUGGACUCCAUUUAUGAAUGCAACCAUUAACUACAUCCGGCGCCAUUAUCCACAACCAUGGGAUGAGGCGACAGAAAAGCUAGUUGUCUUUCUGUUCGGGUUCGUAUCUCACCAGGUAGCCGAUGUUCCCUGGCAUAGUUUGGGAAUUAACCAGGGUUUUCUGGACACAAUGGGAAAGCUCAAUUUCCACGGAUCUUUCAGCACAGCCCACCCAAUAGGAGACUUUGGAGGAGACAUAUUAACUCAGUAUGAGCUGACACUGCCAUACAUCGGGGAAAUCCAAGAAUGGUACAUCCCGACAGCUGACCUGGAAAGCAUUUAUCAGGAGUUCUACGGGCAGAAUCUUUUACCUGUGAAUGUGAUUGUGGAUUGUACCACUCUUCUCUACAUUGUAUGCCUGGAAGUUUUUCGGUUUUUAAUUGUAGUUGUUGUAUAUUUCCAGCUGUUCCCUGAUUACGCGAGUAAAAGCCCAUAUCUUGUGGACAAGUUAGAGGAUUACUUUCUGGGAGGGUUGGAUGACAUGGCUGCUCAGACACAGGACAUCUGGCAGGAUACCGCCUUCAUGUUAGAGUUUGGCACCAGUGCGUGUCGGACUCCUUACAACCCUCUCUACAUCAACUGUGACGCCACAUGGACAGAUGACAAGGGAGGAAGGCCCAGAAAUGGCUACUACAGACUGCCUUACCUGGCAGGUUUGGAUCACAGCAGUAUCAACAUCACAAAGACUAAACGAGGUGUACACCUGAGUCCGUCUAAAAAAUACCUGUCCAGUUAUAAGAAAUUGCAUGAUGAACAGAGAACAGAACGUGUCGGGAAGAAUACUUGGAGUGCUAAGUCAACAAAUCUGGAUCCACUUUACUGGUUCUCCACUGAAUACUCCAAGUUGGGAUGGUCAAUGGCCUCGGGGGAUGUAAAUAAGGAUGGUUAUGAUGAUGUGAUCCUGGGCUCUCCUGGCUGGGCCACCACUGGCAGUAUACAGCAGGGACGGGUCUACAUUCUCUAUGGUAGCACGGAUGGAUUGCCCACAAAUAUGACAGAGAAGAUGACAGUUAUAGAUGGACCAUAUAAGGGCCGGUCAAAGUUUGGUUCUUCAGUAGCUGUGGUGGACAUCAACCGUGAUGGGGUAGCAGACGUAGCUGUAGGUGCCCCGUCGCUGUCUCAAGAUGGUAGCUAUCUGGACUACAGGGGAAUGGUGUAUGUGUAUUUUGGAAACGCUGCAGGCAGAAUGGCUCAGCCAAACAUGACAAUCUCCUGUCAGGCUCAAUUUUGUAACUGGGGCUUGACGAUGACAACUGGGGACCUGAAUAAUGACGGCCACCCUGACUUGUUGAUUGGGUCACCGUACGCCCUAGGUGGAGGAGAACAGAGAGGUGUAGUCGGGGGCCUGUUCUCUAGCCAGACCUACACUGUGCCAGAUAUGGUAAGACUGACAACUGAACAACUGGACUGGGUUAUGGCAGGGGAUCAGGACUACGGAUGGUUCGGAAGCAGUUUAGUGGUUAAAAACUCAUGGAUUGUGAUUGGCCAGUCUGUGUUUAGAAUAUGUGCAGAAAGUAACUGUUCUUACUCACAAAAGGAUAAGCAGAGUGUGGGGAGAAUUCAUAUUUUAAAAGCGAGCUCUAAAGGACCUGUCCUAAAACAAACUUUGAUUGGCCGUGAUGAGUUUGGGCAGUUUGGUACAAGUCUUGCAAUUGGACGACCAUAUGACAAUCAGACAGAUGUGUUAGCUGUUUCUUCUACAACAUCCAGUGUUGAUGGAGCAAUGUUUAAGGUCAAACAGGUUUGGCAACAGGCAGGACAGAUAUACCUCUAUAACUUAACAGAUCUUUGCAAGCAGCAAAACCAACUACAGGAACAAAAGAUAUCCAGUCCCAUCGCAACAUUCUCAGGAAACAGAAGAUUUGGAAGAUUUGGAGCUGCCAUUGAAUUUUGCAGCACACGACGGAAAGUUAAAAAAGGCUCAACUAUAUGUAACCAAUCGUCUUCCGUUAUUUGUAUCAUGAAUUAUUUACUUAUGCUUAUAAUUCUCUUUGAAAUUUGUAUUGUGUUUGCAGCUGAGGAAGGCAGAGUGUUCAUCUUUAAUGGAGGGGACCAUUUCCCACGAGGCAAUGCUACAUAUGGUUGCCAUGGUGAUAUUGAACCCUGCCCUGAGGAAAAAGCUGAUGUGGUGCUGUCUUACAAUAACCAGGAGGAAAAGGCUAGGUUUGGGAGAAGUUUGACUGUGGCAUCAUUCAGGCAGAAGAGCUCUUUGGUGAUCAGCGCAGCCCAUAGUUCUUGGAAAUCAGUUCGCUUACAAGGAGCUGUCGGGGUUUAUUCUGUAAACAAACAUUCUGAAGGCAAAACUUCAAGGAAGAGAUUCAUGAAGCAGGGCCAAUACAGGAGCUGUGGAUAACGUUGAGAAAAUCUUUCCACCUGUUUGUGUCAUUUUAAUCAAAUGUCCAUGCUUGUUUUGUGAUUUUUGGUCUUUUGAAAACUUUUGUCCCUAUGAAAUGUUUAUUUAUUUAUCUGAUUGGUGUUUUACGCUGUAUUCAAGAAUAUUUCAAUUAUACAAUGGCGGCCAGCAUUAUGGUGGUAGAAAGCCAGGCUUUUAUAGUGGGGAAACCCCCUAUAAAAUGUCACAUUGACUGUGAUAAGAUUGACCAGUCUUAUAAGUUAAUGGAAAAAGUGUGCAAAAUGUGUACAGUUAUUAUGAAAAUGUCACUAAGUACAGUUAAUUUGUGUUAUUAAUGAUGCAAGCUUCACAAAACUGUGGAAAUUAUUUCUCUACAACCCAUAAAAUGUUUGAAAAUGUUCAUUUUGGUUUGCAGUGGCAAUUGAAAAGUUUGAAAAACUAGGGUAAUCUGAACAUGAAAGUUUGU